This is a messenger RNA of Lolium rigidum, 1628 nucleotides long. RefSeq names its product ACT domain-containing protein ACR8-like. The record is from RefSeq and is a predicted model, not a curated record. NCBI's taxonomy places the organism in Eukaryota, Viridiplantae, Streptophyta, Magnoliopsida, Poales, Poaceae. The transcript is spliced from 3 exons. Bases 64 to 1347 code for a protein of 427 amino acids.
GUCGGAGCAGAGCCAGAGCAGAGAAGCACUGGUGUGGUUGCGUUGCUGUUUGAGAAUCCGGCGAUGGAGUGGCUGGACGAGUACGAGAAGCUGGUCAUCAGGAUGGACACCCCCAAGGUGGUCAUCGACAAUGCGGUCUGCCCCACGGCCACGCUGGUCCAGGUUGACAGCGCGAGGAAGAGGGGCGUCUUGCUCGAGGCGGUGCAGGUGCUCGCCGACCUCGACCUGUCCGUCAAGAAGGCCUACAUCUCGUCGGACGGCAGGUGGUUCAUGGACGUCUUCCAUGUCACCGACCGCCUCGGCCGGAAACUCACCGACGACAGUGUCAUCUCCUAUAUCCAGCAGUCUCUGGGAACCUGGACUGAGCCGUCCCAACCGGCGGCGCUCGAGGGCCUGGCGGUGCUGGAGCUGACGGGCGCCGACCGCACAGGGCUCAUCUCCGAGGUGUUCGCCGUGCUCGCAGACAUGGGCUGCAGCGUCGUGGACGCCAGGGCCUGGUCACACCGCGGCCGCCUGGCCUGUCUCGUGUACCUGCGCAACGAGGACGCCGACGCCGUCCGGGUGGCGUGUAUCAAGACCCGCCUCGCCCCACUCCUCCGCCGAGACUCCAACGCCAGCGGAGGCGUGGUCGCCGUGCCCGCUUGCUCCGUCCCACACGCCGACCGGCGCCUCCACCAGCUCAUGUACGCGGACCGAGACCAAGACCGCGCGUUACCCACCCCGUCCGUGUCCGUCGAGAGCUGGGCGGAGCGCGGUUACUCGGUGGUCACCGUGCAGUGCCCAGACCGGCCCAAGCUGCUCUACGACGUCGUCUGCACGCUCACAGACAUGGACUACCUCGUCUUCCACGGCACCAUCGACACCAACUGCGGCGAGGCGCGCCAGGAGUUCUACAUUCGCCACGCCGACGGGAGUCCCAUCUGCUCCGAGGCCGAGAUGCAGAGAGUGAGCCAAUGCCUCCAGGACGCCAUAGAACGGAGAUCGUUCGAGGGUGUGAGGAUGGAGCUGCGCACGCCAGACCGGCCGGGCUUGCUCUCAGACGUCACAAGGACAUUCCGGGAAAAUGGACUGCUCGUCGUGCAGGCAGAGGUGUCGACGAAGGCCGACAUGGCCAGCAAUGUGUUCUACGUGACCGGCACCACAGCCGGCCAGGAGGUCCACCAAAGCGCCAUUGAAGCUGUGAAGGAGAGGGUUGGCAUUGACUCCCUUGUCGUCGAGGAGCACCGGCCUCAGCUCUACCAGAAGAUCCUGCCAGAUGACCGCAAUGGCGGCGGCAUUGGUCUAAUCCACCUUGGCAACUUCGUGAAGAGGAAUCUGUACCACCUGGGGCUGAUCAAAUCUUGGUGAUACACUUAUAAGGCAGACUCCACACUAGUACUUGCUUCUUCGCCCAAUUCUACAAUCUUUUCUGUACAUUGAAGACUCUGAGAGACAAGAAGAUGGGACAAAGAUUCAGCCUGAUGGAAAGGUCAGACAUGUCCCUUUCAGAUCAAGAAAUGGAGUUUGCCAGGAUGUUGGUGAGGUGAAAGAAAUGGUGCAGAAGAUCCAGGAAAGCUUGGCUGGACAAUAGGGGCAGGAUCACGAUCUAGAAGGAACAAGAUGAUGGAACCUAGCAGUAGAUAACUGAA